UUCCCACUCUGUCACUUGCCUCCCUCCAUCAUAAAAAGCUCUCGGCAGCCGCCGGCUCCAGCCUUUGCUGGUGGCCAGAGGGCAUCGCUUCUCCGAGCGCUGCUCCGGCAUGGACAAGCUGCACGAGACACUGAUAAACAUGGAAGAUGCUCUGGGCUCCGAACACCCCGCCUGCUUGUCGUCCUGGGACUGGAAAAGCCCGGCCGGCUCCUUCGAGCUGCACCCCGUGUCGCCCCCGCACAGCCUGUCCCCGACACCCUCCUUCGAGUCCUACUCCUCGUCGCCGUGCCCGGCGGCGGCCGAGGCGCCCUACGGCAGCGGGGGCAGCGGCCUGGCGGCCUACGGGCUGGUGGAGCUGCCGCCCGCGCUGCUGCCCAGCCCCGGGCAGGCCCGGCUGCCCAAGGGCACCAAGGUGCGCAUGUCGGCCCAGCGCAGGAGGAAGGCCAGCGAGCGGGAGAAGCUCCGCAUGAGGACCUUGGCCGACGCGCUCCACACGCUCCGCAAUUACCUGCCCCCUGUCUACAGCCAGCGCGGCCAGCCCCUCACCAAAAUACAGACCCUGAAGUACACCAUCAAGUACAUCGGCGAGCUCACCGAGCUCCUCAACAGCGUCAAGCGGGUGUAGAGCCCGCGGGAGCGCCUGCCCGGCACGCUCGGGGCCUUACAAACAGAACCAUCGACACCAAAACCAUCGACAUUUCCUCCUCGGCAGAGCGCGGUGCGGC
Catharus ustulatus (Swainson's thrush) is the source of this 725-nucleotide messenger RNA. RefSeq names its product mesogenin-1. Lineage: Eukaryota; Metazoa; Chordata; Aves; Passeriformes; Turdidae. Gene Ontology annotation, cellular component: nucleus. The record is from RefSeq and is a predicted model, not a curated record. The transcript has a single exon. Gene Ontology annotation, biological process: regulation of transcription by RNA polymerase II; mesoderm formation. Gene Ontology annotation, molecular function: DNA-binding transcription factor activity, RNA polymerase II-specific; RNA polymerase II cis-regulatory region sequence-specific DNA binding; protein dimerization activity. Bases 110 to 625 code for a protein of 171 amino acids.